Messenger RNA from Ziziphus jujuba (common jujube), 1381 nucleotides. Its product is annotated as mitochondrial import inner membrane translocase subunit TIM17-2. Gene Ontology annotation, cellular component: TIM23 mitochondrial import inner membrane translocase complex; mitochondrial inner membrane. The transcript has a single exon. Gene Ontology annotation, biological process: protein import into mitochondrial matrix. Gene Ontology annotation, molecular function: transmembrane protein transporter activity. Bases 528 to 1181 code for a protein of 217 amino acids. NCBI's taxonomy places the organism in Eukaryota, Viridiplantae, Streptophyta, Magnoliopsida, Rosales, Rhamnaceae. The record is from RefSeq and is a predicted model, not a curated record.
AUUAAAAAAAAAAAAGUAAAAAUAAAUAUUAAUAAUAAUCAAUCUGAAUAAAUUGUGUUUAAAACUUUAUUAUGAAUGCAUAAUAAGUAAAUAACAAAAUUUUUACUCUUUUGAAUUAUAUUAUCUUUUUUUCUAUUCAAAAUUAGAAAAUUUUCACUUUACCAUUUAUUCGUUCAACUAUUAUGUUCGACUAUUAUUUUCUUGUUUGUUUAAUUUGAUCCUACAAUUUUUUUAUUUUUUUUCCUCAGUGAAUUUGAUAAAAUUAGCAUACCAUCCGAAAGUAAAAUAAUAAUAGUAAAUAAGAAAGAAUUGGACCAAAAAAACCUUUUUCUAAUAAUUUUAGGAAACAAAAAUAAGGAUAUUACCGUCGAAAUGCACCCAAUUUCGACGCCUUUCACAAGAAACCUAACAUACAUCGGUCCUCUCUUUAGAAGGUUAAAGAAUAAAUAAAAAGCGCUUCAAAAACACAAAACCAGAAGAAACCCUAGGGAAAAAAAAAUAAAUAAAAAUUCAGAGCUCUCAAUCUCAUGGGAAGUGCUGAUAACAAUCGGGAACCAUGUCCCGAUCGUAUUCUCGACGAUAUCGGUGGCGCUUUCGGAAUGGGAGCUGUUGGCAGCUCCGCUUAUUACUUCCUCGGGGGUCUCCGCAACUCCCCUAGUGGUGCUCGGUUUGCUGGCGGCUGCCAAGCCGUCAGGAUGAAUGCGCCUCGUACCGGCGGCAGGUUCGCUGUCUGGGGUGGCUUAUUCUCGAUUUUUGAUUGCACCUUGGUUUACCUACGCCAAAAGGAAGAUCCUUGGAACUCCAUCAUAGCCGCUGCUGCUAGUGGCGGCUUGCUUCAGAUGCGUCAGGGUUUCCGUGGGGCGGCUUGCUCGGCUGCUGUUGGUGGUGCUCUGUUGGCUUUGAUAGAAGGGGCUGGAAUCAUGUUCAAUAAGUUAGCUGAACAAAAUCAACGAGUUAUUGUUGAAGAGCCGCAGCCAAAUCUGCCUGGCUUCCCUGGAUAUGCGGGGCAGCCAGGUCCUGAAGAGACAUUGUCAACUGGUUCUUCUUCUGGCUCAUGGUUUGGUGGGUGGUUCGGUGGUGGAAAGAAGAAAGAGUCUCAAGUAUCAUCAAGUAGUGGAAGCGAAACCAAGAUUUUGGAGAGUUUUGACACACCCCCUGUGCCAAGUUUUGAGUUUAAGUGAUUUUUUUUGGUGAAAUAUAUAUAUAUGUAUAUGAUUUUGAUUAAAACAAAUCAAUUCCAAAGUUAUUUAUUCUUAGAAGAGGUGAGGUUUUGAGAAUUGGGGAAUUAGUAAAUUUGAGGUUUUAUUCUUUUACUAUUGUCUUAGAAACCUACUAAUUACUGCAAUUUUUUUUAAUAUAUAAUUAUUUAUGACUAGAAUAA